Messenger RNA from Opisthorchis viverrini, 1782 nucleotides. RefSeq lists its product as hypothetical. The transcript is spliced from 9 exons. The record is from RefSeq and is a predicted model, not a curated record. NCBI's taxonomy places the organism in Eukaryota, Metazoa, Platyhelminthes, Trematoda, Opisthorchiida, Opisthorchiidae. Gene Ontology annotation, biological process: outer dynein arm assembly; cilium movement. Gene Ontology annotation, cellular component: cilium. Bases 1 to 1551 code for a protein of 516 amino acids.
AUGCUGAAAGAAGGCUUGGCGGCAGGUAACUCUCUGCUUUCGAUUAUUUUUACGCCGAAAAACAUAGAGGACCGCAUCAUCAGUCACGUCUUUCAUAAUCGCCAAGCAGAUAAAGCCUGUCUUACCAACAAAACCGGCUCGGAGGCAAUCACUGUAAUGGAUUAUCGAACUUGCGAUGCAAUGAAGAAGUAUAAUGCACUACGCCAUAUGACGGUCCAGAAAGAAGAAAAAAUUGAAUCGCUCAAGAAAAAUUAUCUAGAACUGCAGCAAGCAAUUGAAGAUGGAAAUGCCACAACUGCGGGAACUAAUAGAGAAGGGAAACGUUUGAGGGAAUUGGAAAAUCGUUUGGAUAAAGCGCAACUGAAAUAUCAAGAAGCCGAACAUAUAAAACGGACAUACGGACAGAUAAAGGACAAACUGCAAGAUGAACAAUUAACGUAUGGUCACAGCUUAGACAACCUUGAGAAACAAAUCAAGAUGGCCCAAGAUGAACUGGCGGAAUUGCAAAUCAUGUACAGUGACGCUGUUCUUUCCAGGGAUGCAGCACAGAAAGAAUUGAAAUAUCAAGAAGAGGUCAUUAUCACUGAGAGGAGACGACGUGAAGCCGAACUGACUGGCAUGAAGCGAAUUGCAGAGGGAAAGCAAAGUUCUGGAGAAAAAAGCGGACCAAUUUCCGUCAGAGAUUCAAUCAUGGAGGAUGCGCAGGGUGGCGGUUCAGCUGCACAUGGUGCCGAGAAUGGUUCAAUUGGUGCAGGGGGUAUUUCGGAGGAACAGCAACAAAAGAUCGCUGCGUUUGAAGAUUCUUUCAGACAGAUUAAAGAAGCGACUGGACUAUCAGACUUGAAUCAGAUUGUGAGGCGGUUCGAAAGUCAGGGAGAAACAUUGAGACAUCUGAUUGAGUUGAAGGACAAGGCGGAGAGACAAUGUCAGGCGUUACGUGAGGAGCGCGAUCGGCUGCAAUCAAAGUUUGAAGAACUGAAAUAUUCGGGAGAAACGGAACUGACAAGCAUUAACCAACUUUUGGAACAAUACAAAAAAGAAGCUGAGACAGAAAUGCAACGUCGAGAACAGUUGAACCAGAGUUUAAGUGAAGCAAGUCGCUUACUGGUUCAGUGUAAGGCGGGCGUUGAUCAUAUACAUGAAAAACUGAACUUCGUCAACAUUAGUUCACCGUACAUUGAGAAAGCGGAUGCCACAGACGAUCAAGUCCCCGAGAUGCUCCGUCACUGCAACGAACGUCUUAGUGAACUGAUGGAAGGUCUUAAAGAUGUUGAUAUUGAUGAGCAACUUAGCAUCAUGGAACACGAGGAGACCGGUGAACUCCUUGUUGGGGUUGACUUCUUUAGCAAACUUGAAGGAAACAUGCCCGAUUUCAACACUCGAAUUAAAAUUCCCACAUCACAUCGGGAAAGUGCUCACGAUGACGACGAUGUUGGAGGCGAUGAAAAUGACAUUCUUACUCGGGCCGCUUUGAAAAAGCAAUCUCAGCAAAUAGUGGAAAUGCGAAAUAAGAAACGCCAACCGCGAAAAAAGAAGCGGAGGUCCAAGUAAUCAAUUCUUCUAGUACAAAGCUGGGACUGAGUGUUUUCGCUUUAUGACACGCGGCAGGUGAAUUCGAUGGAGCCCAUUGUAAACUCUUCUUAUCACAAUGCGGAUCGAUAGAGUUCAGUUGACAAAAAACUUCAUAUAUUUCCAGAAAAUAAGACAAAACUAGAUGCCCAUUGUCAAGCCAUCUAUGGGAGCACAUUACUAUCACUGGUUUCACUAGGCAGUUAAUAAAAG